AUGGCUCAUCGAAUUAGUGACAAUGCAAUAGCAUCUGCCCUUGUGGAAGAAAGUGACGACGAAUUGGAUGAGCUCUUUUUACCUGGAAGCGAAGAUGAAUCGGAUCAUUUGAGUGUGCAGUCUGAAUGUGAAAGUGAAGUAGAAGAAGAAGAAAUUACUUCGGGUGCCGCACAGAAGGAGGCGACCAAGAAGACUCCAGAGGAUAUUCCGGACAAGGGCGUUCAUGGCUCCGCUACAACCCUUAAGCCAAAGGGCAUCAGUCGUCACGCCAGAUCCAUGAAAACUACGAGCUCCUCAGCCAGGAGACGUGAGCUGGAAGUCAGAGAAAAAUUAGCACGCAUGGAGCUGAAGCAAGCCCAAGCUGCGACGAAGCUAGCCCGUGUCAUAUUAGAGCUGGCACAGUGUGAAGAGGAGGACUCCGUGGAUGAAGACCAGGAAGACAGAACAGCACAGGCGCAGAACUGGAUCGAGACAUCAGUAUUGGAAGAAAACAACAUGAGAAAACACGCACAAUGA
Messenger RNA from Parnassius apollo (apollo), 516 nucleotides. Lineage: Eukaryota; Metazoa; Arthropoda; Insecta; Lepidoptera; Papilionidae. The record is from the annotation of a GenBank genome assembly.